AUGCAUCAAUUCCCUUCACCAUUCCCUCCUCUCAACACCACCACUCCCUCCCAGAGACACCCAGCCAGCGAUACCUCCAGUCCCCCGAGUUCACGCACAACCUCGCCGCCAGCCUCGCCCACCUCCACACUCCGCCGACGUCACCAGCCAACGCAAGUGUCUCCGCACCACCUCUUCAACCUCUCCUUCCACCCCACCACCCACCCCAAGACCGACUGCGACACAGGGUCUAGACCAGACGAGAACCAGGACCACCACAGUCACAGCCACAGCCAUGGCCAUAACCACCAAAUCCACCCAUCCAAUGCCUCAACCCAAUGCGUAAGCAUCCUGCCCUGCGCGGUGCUUCGAGGCCGAUCGUCUCUUAUGAUCGUGCGACGCCGGCCCUCGGCCGUGGACAUGGCACUGAGCGAGGAGCGGUGUCGCUGUGAUGAGAAUGCAAUUGAGAGACAGGGUCUGGAUCUGAUGGAGCCGCGGCCAGUGGAUAUGAAUGUCACCAUGAACAUGAACAUGAACACGAAUACGAGCCUGAGUCUGAAUCAUAUGGGCGUGGCUCGUCGUGGUUCGGUUUCGCGGGCGAGUGUCGGCUCUGAUACUCGGUCGGUUCUGGUGCAGCAGCCGAGAUAUGUGAUGGGUGGGAUCUUUGAGGUGAUGGAAGGGCAGGCAUAG
Molecule: messenger RNA, 669 nt
Organism: Penicillium daleae
Lineage: Eukaryota; Fungi; Ascomycota; Eurotiomycetes; Eurotiales; Aspergillaceae
Exons: 1
Coding region: 1-669 (222 amino acids)
Source: RefSeq, a predicted model, not a curated record